Molecule: messenger RNA, 5804 nt
Organism: Lontra canadensis (Northern American river otter)
Lineage: Eukaryota; Metazoa; Chordata; Mammalia; Carnivora; Mustelidae
Gene: LCOR
Product: ligand dependent nuclear receptor corepressor
Exons: 8
Coding region: 76-5223 (1715 amino acids)
Molecular function (GO): DNA binding
Source: RefSeq, a predicted model, not a curated record
AGGUGGAGAUGGGGGCGGAGGGAGCCGGAGCUGUCACAGGCCCCGGGUCCGCCUGACCGAGCCAAGUAGGGUGUCAUGGCCGCGGGGGGCAGCGGCUGCACUUCCUCUGCUGGCGGCGGCAGCGGCGGCCGGGGAGUUAAUCCUCGACGCUUGGGUCGGUCCCGUUUCCCUCUGUGCGGCGGCCGGCGGGACCAUAAGGGCUUAACUCAUAUAUUUAACCCCCCUCCAAAAAGGUUUGAAAGUAUUCUUGAAGGGCUGUUUGGACCUGCAUUAUUAAAAGAUCUCAGUUUAUUUAAAGACUGUGAACCUGAAAACAUUUCUGAUUGGACUUUUGAUGAAAAUUGUCUAUUCUGUUGCUUGAGAAGAGAUAAAGUAAAGGGACACUUAGUCGGUCUGGAUGAACCAGCUUCGGGAGCUGGGCAAGAAGCUCUGCUUAAACAAGAGCAAGCAAAAAUCAUUCGAUUCGAGAGACAAGCAGAAGAGUUCCUCAAUGCAGUCUUUUAUAGAAAAGACAGUCCCUGGGUCUCCGACCCCAAUAUUCCCCUAGUGGCCCGUGAGAUCAUGCAGCGAAUGAUCCAACAAUUUGCUGCUGAAUAUACCUCAAAAAAUAGCUCUACUCAGGACCCCAGCCAGCCCAAUAGCACAAAGAACCAAAGCCUGCCGAAAGCAUCUCCAGUCACCACCUCUCCCACGGCUGCAACUACUCAGAACCCUGUGCUCAGCAAACUUCUCAUGGCUGACCAAGACUCACCUCUGGACCUUACUGUCAGAAAGUCUCAGUCAGAACCUAGCGAACAAGACGGUGUACUUGAUCUGUCCACUAAGAAAAGUCCAUGUGCUGGCAGCACUUCCCUGAGCCAUUCUCCAGGCUGCUCCAGUACUCAAGGGAACGGUGAGAACUCAGCAGAGGCGAUAGCAGUAGAUUCUAACAAUCAGUCGAAGUCCCCACUGGAGAAGUUUAUGGUCAAACUGUGCACUCAUCACCAGAAGCAGUUCAUCCGCGUCCUGAACGAUCUGUACACUGAAUCCCAGCCGGGCACGGAGGACCUGCGGCUUGAUUCUGGAACGAUGGAUGCAUCCACUUGCAAUGCUGGCUGUGCCCAGCUAGGCGCCAGACAUAAGGAAAAAGAUGCUGUGUGUCUCGAUAUGAAGUCUCCUCCUUCUGUAGAUUUGUUCGUAGACUCAUCAGACCCGCACAGCCCUCCACACUUGACAGAACAGGCCCUGAAGGAGCCUCCUCCUGAGAUAAACUCUGCAGAUGGAAGAGAGAAUGCCUUGACUAUUAUCCAGAAAGCUUCCUCUGAACAUCCAACCACUAAACCUAAUUCUGGUAGUUCAACGGAUAGUUCCACUCUGGGAUACCUCACCGCAUCUAAUUCUUCCUCAUUAAGCUUCCACCACACCUCUAAGAGCUUGGAGGGGCAAACCACUGGACAGGAGCAAGACACAAAUGUGAAAAUAUGUGAGGAUGGGAAAGACCAUAUGCAGAGCUCAGCUUUAGUAGAAAGUCUGAUUGCAGUGAAAGUGGCACCUGAGAAUAGUGAGGAGAGCAACAGCUGUAUUGUUUCUCAAAGAAAUUCAUUCAAAGCUUUAUCAGAAGAGGCUUGGGACUCAGGGUUUACUGGGAAUUCACCUAGAACUGCUGACAAAGAGAAUGCUUUACUCUGUAGCUCAAAAACACCUAUGCGCCAGGAGUUAGAGUCCAGUGAACAAGAUUCAAGGCCAAAGCAAGAGAACCAUCUUCACUCACUAGGAAGAAAUAAGGUGAGUUAUCACUUACAUCCCAGCGAUAAGGGUCAGUUCGAUCAUUCCAAAGAUGGUUGGUUAGCCUCCAGCCCCAUGCCAGCUGUCCACAAAGCAUCUAACGGACAUUCGCGAACCAAGAUGAUAUCAACCUCCAUUAAGACAGCUCGGAAGAGUAAGAGGGCAUCAGGGCUGAGGAUAAACGAUUAUGAUAACCAGUGUGAUGUCGUUUAUAUCAGUCAGCCAAUAACAGAGUGCCACUUGGAAAAUCAAAGAUCAAUAUUAUCUUCUCGGAAAACAGCCAGGAAGAGUACUCGAGGAUACUUCUUCAAUGGUGAUUGUUGUGAGCUGCCAACUGUUCGCACGCUGGCCAGAAAUUUACACUCUCAAGAGAAAGCGAGCUGUUCAACAGUGGAGCCAGAGGCAGUGGUCACUGCCAAGCAGACCCUCAUACUUUCCGCCCCUGGACCUGCUGUGGAUGUGCAGUGUCCCAGAGAAGACGACCAUGAAGAACCUAGUAAAGAAAUAACCUCCCUCAAGGAAGGAGAAAGAGAAGCUUCCUCUGAAAAGGAAUCUCAGGAGCCUGAGGUUUGCCCCAUGGCAAAUAAACCAAAUCCGAGCAGCUCUCCCAGGUCAGAGGAAACAACAGCCUCCAGCUUGGUGUCGCCUCUCCCUGCUCACCUUCCCGAAGAGGACACGCCAGAAGGCAGCUCCAUGGUCUCAACUCCCACAGCAAGUGGGGUGGCUUUCCCGGAACAAGAUCAACAACCAGUCCAACUGCUGGAUAUCAAGGAGGGGACUGUCAUCCAAGACGGUCACCUGGUUUCCUCUGCUGAGAGCAUUUCUGAGGGAGGCAGUGACAAUGUGGUUUCUAGGCCUCAUUCUUCUCCUGAAACAGUCAGCAGAGAGGAAGGUCCUCUGGGCUCAGAAAGUCAGAGUCCGCCCGUGGGUUUGGAGCCUCCCCUGAGCCUGGGAAAAGCUGAAGACAACCAAAGCGGCAGUACUGAGGCCAAGACUGAAGAAGACACUCAGGAGCUGGAUACCUGCCCACCCUUGAAGGAAAGCAGCACUUUUACUAAUGAAAACCCCGGAGAAAUUGAGGACAGUGAGGCAGCAGGUGAUACAGGAAAAUCAGAGGGACAGAGCAGUGAUGUAAAACUUUGUUCAGAAAAAGAUACGUGCGAUCAAAACAUUGAUUCACCUGAAGAGAAUGUGGACAAGAAGAAAAAAAGUAAAAAACUCCCUGAGGCCUCUGACAGGUGCCUAAGGAGUCAGCUUUCAGAUCCUCCGUCUGCCGAUAGGUGCCUGAGAAGUCAAAGUUCGGAUUCUUCCUCUGCUUGUCCUGAGAUCAAGAUUUCUAAAAAUCCUGGUAUGAAACGUUCUAAAAAAGAAGGGUGCCCUGGGGAGACAGCAUCUGAGGGCCUUCUGGCUGACGGCUUCCAUACAAAAGGUCUGGAGGACACUGAAAACCCAGGUGUUAAUGAAAAUCUCUCUGAGAAAGACACUGAGCAGGAGGGCGAAGGAGGUGGGAUCAUCACCAGGCAGACUUUUAAAAACAUGCUGGCAAAAGAAGUCAAGGGGGAAGAAGGAGAUAUUUUCCCCAGCAAUGAUCCCAUAACCACAGUGGGCCAGCCCCUGCCUGGAGAGAGACUGGAAAUCUAUGUUCAGUCUAAGUUAGGGGAGAAAAAUGCUCAUGACCCCUCAGAAAGUAUUCCUUGUACUUUCCCAGAACAAUCAAAAGAGAAGCCAGAACGAAUUCCCACACAAGAUCUGGAGGAGGUUGUGAAUGAGGUCGGCACUGAAAACACCCAGUGUAAAGAUGGUGAAAGUGACCUGCCGUCCAGUGCACUGGGCUUGUCAAGUAGUGGAAGUGGUGAUGGUGCUGGGCCCCCAAAAUGGGUACCGAGGCUUACAAGACUGACCUCUUCAACCUACAACCUAAGACAUGCUCAUUCUCUGGACUCCUCAGACACUGCUAGAGUGACUUCAGAAAAGGAAGCAGCACAAGCAAACCCAAUGCCAAAGGAAGAUGAAGCUUCGGAGAGUGGAGAUCCCUUAGAAGAGGAGGAUGUGGACCCCGUGGUGGACGACCAGCCAAAGUUUGUGGAAUGGUGUGCAGAGGAGGAGAACCAAGAGCUUAUUGCCAACUUCAAUGCCCAGUACAUGAGAGUUCAGAAAGGCUGGAUCCAGUUGGAGAAAGAAGCCCAGCCAACACCAAGAUCAAGGAACAAGUCAGAUAAACUGAAGGAGAUUUGGAAAAGCAAGAAAAGGUCACGGAAAUGUAGAGGUUCAUUGGAGGUUCAAAAGUUUUCUCCUGUUCAGAUGCUGUUUAUGACAAACUUUAAAUUAUCUAAUGUUUGCAAAUGGUUCUUAGAGACUACUGAAACCCGGUCACUGGUGAUCGUGAAGAAGCUCAACACUCGUCUUCCGGGAGACAUCCCCCCUGUCAAGCAUCCUCUUCAGAAGUACUCUCCUUCCAGCCUGUACCCCAGUUCACUACAGGCUGAGCGCUUGAAAAAGCACUUGAAGAAAUUUCCUGGAGCUACUCCUGCUAGGAAUAAUUGGAAAACACAGAAGCUCUGGGCCAAAUUUCGAGAAAAUCCUGACCAGGUGGAGCCAGAGGACACCAGUGACGUCAGCCUCGGUCCCAGUUCUGAAGACAGCGUAGAGGAAGUCAAGGAAGGACGAAGUAGCCAUCCUCCCACAAACUCACCUACCCCAGCCAGUACCCGGAUCCUCAGAAAAUAUUCCAAUAUUCGAGGAAAGCUGAGAGCCCAGCAAUGUUUGAUCAAGAAUGAGAACAUGGAAAGCCCGUUUGGGCAAGCUGUGGAAAGUAAACAGAGUUGUAAGAGUGUAUGCAUCAACCCUCUGAUGUCCCCCAAGCUUGCCCUGCAGGUGGAUGCAGAUGGGUUUCCUCUUAAGCCCAAGAGCACUGACGGAAUGAAGGGAAGGAAAGGGAAGCAGAUGGCUGAAGUCUUGCUGAAAGCAGAAGUGCAGAAUAAACGUAAGAGGACAGAAGGCGGCAGCACUCAGGACAGGAAGGACAAGGGACCGGUGGUGAAAGCCAGCAAAGACAAGCGUCCUGAUGGAACCGCCAAAACCGCUGCUGCUAAGAAGCCAGCUGCCAGGGACAGGACCAGCCAGCUGCCCAGAAAGACGUCCUUAAAAGAGAAUAAAGUGAAGAUCCCUAAAAAGUCUCCCGGGAAGAACUGCCCUCCCUCUAGAAGGGAAAAAGAGAAUACAAACAAAAGACCCACACAGCCCCCUGCCUCGGAGGCAGGGACGAAACCUGCAAAGCAAAAGGGGGCAGGUGAGUCCUCUUCAAGGCCACAGAAAGCCACCAACAGGAAGCAGAGCAGUGGAAAGACUCGGGCCAGACCCUUGACAAAAACCCCGGAGAGCAGUGCCCAGAGAAAGCGAAAACUAAAGGCAAAGCUGGACUCUUCUCACAGCAAACGGAGACGGCUGGAUGCAAAGUGAUCGGAAGGCUGGCAGCCACGAGUUAAAACUGUCCUGCAGAAGUAACCCUGCAUUGUGCAUUAACUAACUCUGCUUUUAUAAGCUUAUCCAGCCUUUCAAAGCUGCAGGUAACAGAGAACACCACAACUGAAGAUGCCAGAAAAUGCGCCUCAGGUGGAGAAGGGAACUUGCAGAGUCUUUCUCUGAGGCUGAGUAAGGGAAGUUAUAUAUUAUAUUCUGGUUGUUCCUUGGGUUUUAAACUUGGAACCAGGCAGUUUUAGUUUUUAAAAGUACAGUGCCUUAUUUAUCCUUUUUGUUUUUAAAUUUACGAAAGCUAAAAAGCUGAUCUAUGUGAUAAAGGCUUGUAUUUUAUACUUGAUGCACAAGCACUUGUAGCCGAAAAGAUCACCAUCAUGCACAGAAAAGUAGCUUUUCAGCAGCCGCCCUGCAGCGUCUGUCCAUGAGCAGACGCUCCUCUUUGCAAACCCAAGCAGUGAACUUCCCUCUCUGUCUUGUUUGUUUGUUUAAAUGAUAUUCGAAAGCUAAACCAAAUCAUUUUUAUGGUAUGUGGAGAUUGCAGAGGGAAUUUAUAAUUAUUAUGA